Messenger RNA from Empidonax traillii (willow flycatcher), 1074 nucleotides. Its product is annotated as pancreatic lipase-related protein 3-like. The record is from RefSeq and is a predicted model, not a curated record. The transcript has 9 exons. The annotation marks the transcript as partial. Gene Ontology annotation, biological process: lipid metabolic process. Lineage: Eukaryota; Metazoa; Chordata; Aves; Passeriformes; Tyrannidae. Gene Ontology annotation, molecular function: protein binding; lipase activity.
UUCAUGUUUCGCACUGAAGACGUGAAUUGCAUUUUGACUGAUUGGAGAGGAGGCUCCAGCGGUUUGUACACCGACGCAGUUAACAACGUCCGCAUUGUGGGGGCUGAGCUGGAGUAUCUGGUGAACUUUCUCGAGAAGGACUAUGGCUACUCUCCUGCCAACAUUCAUUUCAUCGGCCAUAGCCUUGGAGCACAUGUUGCAGGGGAGGCAGGGAGAAGGAAAUCUGGCAUUGGAAGAAUCACAGGUUUGGAUCCAGCUGGGCCUCUUUUCCAAUACACUCCCACAAUGGUUAGGCUGGAUCCUUCAGAUGCAAAAUUUGUUGAUAUAAUUCAUACUCAUGCUGGUCAUCUUUUCUUUGACUUUGCUCCAGGGAUUCUUCAGACUUGUGGCCACCUGGAUUUUUACCCAAAUGGUGGGAAGAAGAUGCCAGGAUGCUACCAGCUUCAUGUACCUCCUGCAACUUGGAAUGUCAAUGACCUUAUGAGAGCAUAUAGAGCUAUCGGAUGUGGGCAUAAAAGAAGUCUCCGGUAUUACGCUGAGAGUAUUAUCACUCCAGAUGGGUUUGUUGGGUAUCAGUGUGAAACAUACCGAGAUUUUGUAUUGGGAUACUGUUUCCCAUGUCCAAAGGAAGGAUGCCCACUGAUGGGUCAUUAUGCUGAUAAGUUUUUAUAUAAAACUGAAAAAGAACAACAAAAAGUUUAUUUAAACACAGGGGCCUCCUCUCCUUAUGCUCGCUGGAGAAAAGAGAUACAUGUCAAAGUAUGUGCAACAGAAAUCACGAAGGGAAAUAUAGAUGUCGCCUUGACUGGAACUAAUGGGAUCAGGAAAAAAUACACAAUUGACAAGGGAACUUUCCAACCAGGCAACACAUACUUGAACUAUAUUGAUACAGAAAUUUCUGGGAACAUUUCAAAAGUUGAGUUUCUCUGGAAAAGGCAUCUGGGUCAUAUAGACAGGGGCUGCAUGGGAGCUGAAGAAGUCACAAUAAUAUCUGGGGAAAAUGGAAAUAGGUCUGUGUUCUGUGGGUGUGGGACCGUGCAGCCGAGCAUGUGGCAAGCCCUGGCAGUUUGCUGA